AUGACAUACAUUCGUAAGGACUCACGCAUUCUCGCAGACCAGAAACGACCGGCAGUCACCCGAGAUAUUCUGUGGGUUACGGUGAACGGCGCAACAAUCGUCAACUUCUAUCGCCAACCCCACUAUGACGUCUCCCUGGACAUCCUGCUCCGGUGGCCGGCACCAGAAAGGACCCUUGUGGCCGGCGACUUCAAUGCUAAGCAUUAUUCCUGGCAAACCGGACGACUGGAGGGCCGUGGAGAGGACAUUGCCACCUGGGCGGCCGAAAACGGCCUGAAUCUCUUGAAUACGGCUGACGAGCCGACGAACCCACAUGGCAACACAAUCGACUUGGCUUUCUCCAACAUUGCUUUGGCGUCCGCGGUUGUGGAAGACCAUCUCGCCACGAGCUCUGACCACUUCACUCUAAGUCUCACACUUCCUGAUGUUAGCCUGAGCCUGCCGCAGGCGCCGGGCAAAGUGCGUGUCACGACUGAAGAGGAGCUGGAACGCUUCAAGGAACUCGUUGCCGCCGGAGCUUGUCGGAUACCAACGGACACGGCAACAGCCUCGCAGCUUGACGCACUGGCCGCGGCGCUUGUUGACCUCCUCCAGUCGGCUGCUCUGGCAGCCGGUCGCCGCGUACGGAAAGGAAGGCGAAGUGCGCCGUGGUGGAACGACGAGUGCGCCGAAGCCGCUGCGGGAUACCGCGCCAUACGAAGAAUUCUCCCUUUGGGAUCCAGCCAGGAAGUCCAACUAGCAAGAAGAGAGUUCCAGCGUGUGGUCCGCCGUGCCAAGCGGCAGUAUUGGCGCAACCUCAUCGACGGCUUCUCAGAUAGCGCAUCAGUCUACAAGGCAGUCCGAUGGCUCAAAUCACCAGGAGCCUUCCAGCCUCCACCACUCCAAAUUGGCGACGAUGUAUACGAAACCCAGCUGGAUAAAGCGAAUGCGCUGAGACGCAGCACUCUUGAACGCCGCACGGCAGCGGAUGACAUCACGGACCCAUGGAUCCCGGUCCGCCCAGUCCGGAAGAUACCUUUCGCCCAAGAAGUCACGCUGGAAGAAGCAGAGGAUGCUACGAUCAAGACGGGAAACACCUCGCCUGGAGCCGACAACAUCACGGUCAAGUUGCUGCAAGCAGUAUGGAACAUCAUUGGAGGACACGUUUGUCGCCUCUACCAAGGAUGCCUAUCGGUUGGCCAUCACCCGAGAGCAUUUCGAGAAGCAGAAGUGGUCAUGAUCCCCAAGCCGGGAAAGAGAAAUCUGUCGUGCCCCAGGGCUUGGCGCCCUAUUUCUCUGCUCUCAUGUCUUGGGAAGGGCCUCGAGCGGCUGAUCGCCCGCCGCCUAGCGUGGGCAUCGAUUCAUUAUGCAGUCCUCCACCCACAGCAAGCCGGCGCGCUCCCGAAACGGUCGGCCGUCGACCUAGUCGCCGCGCUGAUUCAUGAUAUCGAAGAGGCAUUCGCACGCGGAGAGGUGACCACACUGGCCACUGCAGACAUUCAGGGAGCUUUCGACACAACCAUGUGCAACAGGCUUGUCCUGAGGCUCCGUGAGCAAGGCUGGCCCGACAAUCUUGCGCGGUGGGCAGGGUCGUUCAUGAGCGGCCGCUCCGCCAGAGUCAGGUACCAAGACAUCACGACACCGACGACGCCAUUACAGUGCGGUCUUCCACAGGGAUCGCCCGUGUCUCCGAUCUUGUUUUUGCUCUACACGGAACCGAUCUAUCGGCUAGGCAAUCCCGAAGGACGGUUCGGGUACGCGGAUGACACCGCCAUUCUCUGCACUGGACCAUCGCUGGAAGAAACAUCGCGAACAGCGUCGGAAUAUCUCCAAGAACUCGUGAACUGGGGCGCCGCCAACGGCAUUUCAUUCGACCCGAAGAAGACAGAAGUCAUGCACUUCUCACCGAGGAGGCGGAAAACCGGUGCAUGA
This is a messenger RNA of Metarhizium guizhouense ARSEF 977, 1911 nucleotides long. The record is from the annotation of a GenBank genome assembly. Lineage: Eukaryota; Fungi; Ascomycota; Sordariomycetes; Hypocreales; Clavicipitaceae.